Messenger RNA from Saccoglossus kowalevskii, 1769 nucleotides. RefSeq lists its product as uncharacterized. Gene Ontology annotation, biological process: cell adhesion. Lineage: Eukaryota; Metazoa; Hemichordata; Enteropneusta; Harrimaniidae. The record is from RefSeq and is a predicted model, not a curated record. Gene Ontology annotation, molecular function: calcium ion binding.
AAGACCCCUAUAUGGAAAUCAUCUGUUAUGACGGGUUCGUAGGCGAUUAACCGAAAUAUCAAAAAAGCUGAUCUAACCAACGUGCCUUUAUCGAUCGUCGUUUCUGAAAAUAGUCAGUGGAUCUUGAAGUCGUGUAAAAAAAUGUUCGGUCAAGUUUUGCAUUCAACUGUUCCAUGACGUGUAGGGAUAGUGGUAUAGUGAUGGUAUGUUCAGCUAUCGGCGUUGACUUGUUCGCGACUCGACAUUUUUUUACAAUGAAGCAGUUAAUUCUGGCGAUAAUCUGUUAUUUGGUAUGUUGCCACGUACACGCUGGUGGUGAAUUCCAGUUUCCUGAACAUGAUGGAGUCAAGAGAGUUCUGGACUUCUCCGACGCGGACUUUCAACAGAUAGUGAAGCGAAAUUCCAUGGUCGUCGUGUACUGCACGAAUACAAAAAAAGACGCCACUGUAACCAGAGGUAGGGACAUGAAUAGGCAAAUGCUCGAGCUUACAGCUCAAGUUGUAGAACCCCGGAAUGUGGUUUUAGGAAUUACAGAUAUCAAUAAAAAUGAUGAAACCAGACAAUUUACAGGUGCUGAACAUGCCGGACAAAUAUUUGUGUAUAAACAUAAAAAGAAGAUAGAAUACAAAGGCCACAGAACUCCAGAAGUUCUCAUUGCUUUUAUCAUAAAGUUAUUUGAUGAUCCAGUUACUGUAUUACAAGGAAAAACAGCUAAGAGAAGUCUGGAUAAGGUGGAUCUACCAAAAGUUGUUGGAUAUUUUGAACAGAAGAGUAAAGCUUACAUAGAAUUUCAAGAAGCAGCUAAGACCUUUCAACCUACCAUACCAUUUUAUGCAUGUUUUGAUAAAAAAAUAGCUAAACAGUUGCAUCUUAAGAAGCUCAAUGCAAUACAUUUUAUUAGACCGUAUGACAAGGCAAUAGAGAUGACAAACAUGCCUGCCUCACAUCAAGAUAUAGAAGAUUUUGUGAAUGUACACAGAAAAGGUGGACUGAGAAAACUAAGAUUGGAGGAUAUCCAUUACGUGGAUGGAAUACCAAAUGAUGAAGACGAUGAUAUUGAUGGAGAUGGGAUACCAAAUGAUGAAGAUGGUGAUGAUGAUGGAAAUGGUAUUCCUGAUUAUAUGGAAAAAGAUACAGAUGGGGAUGGCAUUCCUGAUUACCUAGAUGAUGAUAUUGAUGGGGAUGGAAUACCAAUGAUGAAGAUGAAAGAUACAGAUGGUGAUGGCAUUCCUGAUUAUCUAGAUGAUGAUAUUGAUGGAGAUGGAAUACCAAAUGAUGAAGAUGAUGAUAUUGAUGGAGAUGGGAUACCAAAUGAUGAAGAUGGUGAUGAUGAUGGAAAUGGUAUUCCUGAUUAUAUGCAGAAAGAUACAGACGGGGAUGGCAUUCCUGAUUACCUAGACGAUGAUAUUGAUGGAGAUGGCAUACCAAAUGAUGAAGAUGAAGAUAUUGAUGGAGAUGGCAUACCAAAUGAUGAAGAUGGUGAUGAUGAUGGAAAUGACGAUGAUAUUGAUGGAGAUGGGAUACCAAAUGAUGAAGAUGGUGAUGAUGAUGGAAAUGGUAUUCCUGAUUAUAUGGAAGAAGAUACAGAUGGGGAUGGCAUUCCUGAUUAUGUAGAUGAUGAUAUUGAUGGAGAUGGAAUACCAAAUGAUGAAGAUGAUGAUAUUGAUGGAGAUGGGAUACCAAAUAAUGAAGAUGCUGAUGAUGAUGGAAAUGGUAUUCCUGAUUAUAUGAAGAAAGAUACAGAGGGGAUGGCAUUCCUGACUACCUAG